Daktulosphaira vitifoliae (grape phylloxera) is the source of this 641-nucleotide messenger RNA. RefSeq lists its product as uncharacterized. The transcript has 2 exons. NCBI's taxonomy places the organism in Eukaryota, Metazoa, Arthropoda, Insecta, Hemiptera, Phylloxeridae. The record is from RefSeq and is a predicted model, not a curated record. Bases 1 to 597 code for a protein of 198 amino acids.
AUGAACACUACUGAUCAAAAUAACAUCGAUCUAGUAAACGAAAUUAAUGAUAGAUUAUAUAGAUCACGUAAUAUUUUAAUUUUCAAUACUUCUGAAAACGAUAUUAUAAGUGAUGAAGCAGUUGUUAAUGAUUUAAUAUCUAACAUGAAAGUAAGUGUAUCUAUUUCUAAAAUCCAAAGAAUAGGUAACUUAUCAAUUAAAAAUCGGCCAUUACGAAUUACAUUCAAUGAAGCAUCAGAUGUAAUUACUAUUCUAAAAUCAAAAUCAAAAUUACGCAAUACAGAUAAAUAUAAAAAUCUUUGGAUAAAUUCGGACCUGACAACUAUCCAACGUGAAAAAAUGAAGUCUCUUCGUCUUGAACUUCAGCAAAAGAGGAGAACAACGGGGAAAGAAAUUGGAUUAUUAAAUGCCUUCAUGGAGUUCCCACACUUUUUCAAAAAACUGAUUCAGCCUGGGCAAAGUGAUUUUAAUUUAUCCGGUAUUCGGUUUACAAAUAACAAUAUUGGUCUGAAUUAUAAUACAGAUAAAUCUCACGUGACAGGUAAUAUUAUUUACGAAAGCUUUGUGUCACUUAAUUUGUUUCAAAUGAAUGAAUAGUAUAGUAAAUGAAUAUGGUUCUCAACUUGAUCUGGUUUUCUCUA